Aegilops tauschii subsp. strangulata is the source of this 1509-nucleotide messenger RNA. The record is from RefSeq and is a predicted model, not a curated record. NCBI's taxonomy places the organism in Eukaryota, Viridiplantae, Streptophyta, Magnoliopsida, Poales, Poaceae.
UUUUCGAUUCUCCUUUUUCCAUCUUCCCUUCCGCGCCGCAUUAAUAGAGCUCAGCGACCGCCACCGGCUUCUUCGCCUCCAACUCCAAUCCAAUCUCACCUUCUUUCUUCCCACCCAUUUCCAGCCGCCGCCGCCGCCGCCGCCGAGGUUCAUGGAGCGACGGAGGCGGGUCGCUGUGCUGGCCCUGGUGCUCCUGCUGCUCUCGGCUUGUCAUGGAAGAAGAGAGUUCUCUGUCAAUCACGAUCAGAGUCUUAUAUAUGACCAUACUCUUGCUAAGACCAUCGUGGAAUAUGCUUCGGCUGUGUAUAUGACAGAUUUAACAGCUUUGUAUACAUGGACAUGCUCAAGAUGCAAUGACUUGACUCAAGACUUCGAGAUGAGGUCUCUAAUUGUUGAUGUGGAGAACUGCUUGCAGGCAUUUGUCGGUGUAGCUCACAAUCUAAAUGCCAUAAUAGUUGCAAUCAGAGGGACUCAAGAGAACAGUGUGCAGAAUUGGAUCAAGGACUUGGUAUGGAAGCAGCUUGAUCUAAGCUAUCCAGACAUGCCAAAUGCAAAGGUGCACAGUGGAUUUUUCUCCUCCUAUAAUAAUACAAUUUUGCGUCUAGCUAUCACAAGUGCUGUGCACAAGGCAAGAAAGACAUAUGGGGAUAUUGGCGUCAUAGUCACAGGGCACUCAAUGGGAGGAGCCAUGGCUGCCUUCUGUGCACUCGAUCUUGCUAUCAAGCUCAGAAGCGACAAUGUUCAACUCAUGACUUUCGGACAGCCUCGUGUUGGCAAUGCUGUUUUUGCCUCCUACUUUGCCAAAUAUGUGCCAAACACAAUUCGACUGGUACACGGACAUGAUAUCGUGCCGCAUUUGCCACCUUAUUUCUCCUUUCUUUCCAAACUGACGUACCACCACUUCCCAAGAGAGGUAUGGAUCGAUGAUUCUGACGACAACACAACCGAACAGAUUUGUGAUGCCAGCGGCGAAGACCCAAACUGCUGCAGGUGCCUCUCCAUACUGAGUUUGAGCAUUCAGGACCAUUUCACAUACCUGGGAGUCGAUAUGGAAUCAGAUGACUGGAGCACCUGCAGAAUCAUCACAGCACAAAGUGUUGAGCGACUACGGAAGGAUCUCGCCAGCAACAUCAUCAUGACAAAGCACGGCGUCGAGGUCUCCAUUGUCGAGAAUAGCAUGCACAGACUGGAGCAGUUCCAUAUAGCAUACAACAUCCUGUUAACAUCAAAAUUUAUAGCAGAAGGUGGUGCCUUUUCUUUCUCUUGAAGAUGGGGGGUUCAGUUGGGGAAUUUCAUUCAAAUUGGGUUGUACAUUGUUCUUUCAUAGCCUGUGAAUAUGUAGGAAUGUAGACACGAAUUAUAGGCUCUAGAGUGUAAACUCUUGUCGGAUGCACGAAAGAUCCGUCUGUGUUUGCAUCUUGUAAAAAAUACAAUACCCAUGCAGAUAUCUAUACAGAUGUCUCCAAUCUGGGAAAUAAAGCAGAAUAAAUUGAGAACAUUGCCAUGAAA